Molecule: messenger RNA, 3154 nt
Organism: Bubalus bubalis (water buffalo)
Lineage: Eukaryota; Metazoa; Chordata; Mammalia; Artiodactyla; Bovidae
Gene: TOX2
Product: TOX high mobility group box family member 2
Exons: 9
Coding region: 1201-2625 (474 amino acids)
Biological process (GO): regulation of transcription by RNA polymerase II
Cellular component (GO): nucleus
Molecular function (GO): chromatin DNA binding
Source: RefSeq, a predicted model, not a curated record
GCGGUGCGGACGCGCGGGCACACGCACCUCCCCCAGCCCUGCCGACGGGCACACACGCCGCUCACGCCGAUCCCCUUGGUGGUGACACUCAACGCCCGGAGUUGUUGGGAUCACAGGCAGAAGUCACUCGACAGUUGCUCACACGAAGUCACAGUGACACACUCACCACGUCCCCCCUGACGGCCUCGCCUGCAUUCACGAGCCGACGCGCAGUGACCCACUGUCGCCCAGCCAUGCACCUGCUCACACUACCGUCCUGCACAGGUCACCCUCAUCCGUACACAAUCACACGCAGUCACGCGCCCACCUGCACUGUCACCCCGCCACGCACAAGUCACCGUUCUCACGCGACGCCGCCGCACACCGCGUCCCGUGCCCCCUCUCCGCCACACGCAGCCACAACUCGGGACAAGCACACAAAGAAGUCGCUCCGACAGCCACUCGCCCGCGCUCCCAGUGACUUCCACAGUCGUACGCUCUCACCCACAGCCACCCACCCCGUGGACGGUGAACCUCAGGCACACGAAUCGCCCUGACAGUCACCCAGUCACGCGCGGUCACACCCAGGGGCAGCAGCAUCCCGCCCCCUCUACCCCGCGCCCGGCCGUCCACACCCGCGCGUCGGGGUUUUUAACUUCUUGCCGCCGAAGCGCACGAAUUGGGCCGUUUACGAAUCGGUAAAUCCGGCGGAGCCUCGGAUUCCGAGCUGGCAGUGGCCCAUCGAGGCCUUUCCCCUCCCCGGAUCGGCGAGCGGACGCUCUCCCGACUGGAGUUGUGGUGAGGGGAGCCCCUUCUUUCCCGAGAUCGCCACCCCUUCCCGCGACCAGGUCCUACCUGGAGCCAAGUCCCCGCUGCGCUGCCCGGCACGGGCGCGAUGAGAGCUCGCGCUUCUGAAAGCCGGGACGGGCGGUGUCCGACCCCGCUCCGCGCUGCCAGGCCAGCCCCGGACCCUGCGGGGCAGCGCCGCAGUCCGAGAUUCUUCUUUCGCCCGGGAGGGAACUUUCAAACUUAAGUUAGGAAGCCGGACAGUCAGUGCGUCCGCGAGUCGGUUCGUCGGUCCCGGGCCGGCCGGAGCCGAGCGCGGCUUUUCGUCACUCGGAGCCCGGAUUGAACGGCGCGCGUGGGUUUCCUCGGGGCCAAGGCGCAGACGCGCGGGAUCCGUGGCGCUGCGUGUUUGAUGGUGAGAGUGCCUACGUGGGGAUGAGUGACGGAAACCCAGAGCUCCUAUCAACCAGCCAGACCUUCAACAGCCAGAACGAGAGCAACGAAGACUAUGAGAUCCCCCCAAUAACACCUCCCAACCUCCCCGAGCCAUCCCUCCUGCACCUGGGGGACCACGAAGCCAGCUACCACUCGCUGUGCCACGGCCUCACGCCCAACGGACUGCUCCCUGCUUACUCCUACCAGGCCAUGGACCUCCCAGCCAUCAUGGUGUCCAACAUGCUGGCCCAGGACAGCCACCUGCUAUCAGGCCAGCUGCCCACGAUCCAGGAGAUGGUCCACUCAGAGGUUGCUGCCUAUGACUCGGGCCGACCAGGGCCCCUGCUGGGCCGCCCGGCAAUGCUGGCCAGCCACAUGAGCGCCCUCAGCCAGUCCCAGCUCAUUUCUCAGAUGGGCAUCCGGAGCGGCAUCGCCCACAGCUCCCCGUCACCCCCAGGGAGCAAGUCAGCGACCCCCUCUCCCUCCAGUUCAACUCAGGAGGAGGAGUCGGAGGCACAUUUCAAGAUGUCGGGAGAAAAGAGACCUUCAGCCGAUCCUGGCAAAAAGGCCAAGAACCCAAAGAAGAAGAAGAAGAAGGAUCCCAAUGAGCCACAGAAACCUGUGUCAGCCUACGCACUCUUCUUCAGAGACACUCAGGCUGCCAUCAAGGGACAGAAUCCCAGCGCGACCUUCGGGGAUGUGUCCAAAAUCGUGGCCUCCAUGUGGGACAGCUUGGGAGAGGAGCAGAAGCAGGCCUACAAGAGGAAGACUGAAGCAGCGAAGAAGGAGUAUCUGAAGGCUCUGGCAGCCUACAGGGCCAGCCUCGUUUCCAAGAGCUCCCCUGACCAGGGUGAGACCAAGAGCGCUCAGGCGAACCCGCCGGCCAAGAUGCUUCCCCCCAAGCAGCCCAUGUACGCCAUGCCAGGCCUGGCCUCCUUCCUGACCCCGUCUGACCUGCAGGCCUUCCGCAGCGGGACCUCCCCCGCCAGCCUCGCCCGGACGCUGGGCUCCAAGUCACUGCUGCCCAGCCUCAGCGCCUCCCCACCGCCGCCGCCCUCCUUCCCUCUCAGCACACCCCUGCACCAGCAGCUGCCGCUGCCACCCCAUGCCCAGGGCACCCUCCUCAGCCCACCUGUCAGUAUGUCCCCAGCCCCCCAGCCUCCGGUCCUGCCCGCUCCCAUGGCACUCCAGGUGCAGCUGGCCAUGAGCCCCUCACCUCCAGGGCCACAGGACUUCCCUCACAUCUCUGAGUUCCCCAGCGGUUCCGGACCCCGCUCCCCUGGCCCAUCCAACCCCACGAGCAGCGGAGACUGGGACAGCAGUUACCCCAGCACCGAGUGUGGCGUCAGCACCUGCAGACUCUGCAGAGGCCGCCCGCCGCCCGCCACCAGCCCAAAGAACCUGCUGGAACCUCCCGCCCCCUGACCGCUUGCUCCAGGGUUCCUGUGGACCCCGCGCCACGCCUGCCGCCGUCCCCUCCGUCUGGUCGUCUGGCGCCGGAGCUGUCCCUGGACCGGUGGCCCUGCCGCAGGAAACUACCCCCAGAUGCGCCGGGCGGGGGUCGGCUCAGCGCCAGACGUGCAAAUCCGGUUUUACAGUGUGAACAAGACAUUAUGACACUUAUAAACUGUUGGCUCCAUGUAAGUAUUAGUUGACUACGUGUUUUAGAAGCUGUGCUGAAGACACCUGUAAGAUUAUUUUGUUGGGAUGUGGUGGGGCAGAAAGUAGACUCCUUAAAGAUAAAAAAAAAAAAAAAAAAAAGCAUUUUAUAUGACCCUUAGCACAUUUUUUUUUAAGUUUUAUCUUAAGGGAGACGUGCACAAAAGAGGCUGCCAAACCAUUUCACCCUCUGUACAGCAGGAACUGGACAAUUUAUAGCCACACUCAGAGACAUUGCGCUUUUUUUUUUUUUUUAUCAUACAUUCAUCUAUUUAAAACAGCCAGCAAUGACUUC